AUGGAAGACGGAAAAUAUGUCGACGGCAGCAUCUUCAUCUACGCCCCUAAUAAGGGUGCCCCGGUGUUCUUCGCUGUGGGCUUUUUCGCUUCGCUGGUAUUCCACUUCUGGCAGUGCGUCCAUUACAAGAGCUGGCGCCUGACCGGCCUCUACGUCUUCUCCAACACACUCUUUACGGCCGGCUACAUACUCCGCGAAGUUGGCGCCUUCAACUACGGGAAUGUCGACGUCUACAUUGCCUCCACCGUGCUCAUCUACGCCGCUCCGCCGCUGUUCGAGCUCGCCAACUACGUUGUCCUCGGCCGCAUCCUCUACUACGUGCCCCAUCUCUCGCCCAUCCACCCGGGCCGCGUCCUGUCCACCUUUGCUGCCAUCUCGUCUGUCGUCGAGGCCCUCAACGCCAACGGCGCCGCCUACAGCGCCAACAGCAACCUGCCCAAGAGCAAGCAGGACAUGGGCCACGCCCUGCUCAAGGCCUCGCUCAUCCUGCAGCUCGUCGUCGUCGGCCUGUUCCUCCUGCUGGCCAUUGUCUACCACCGCCGCACCCUCAAGAACAACAUCCACAACAAGAAUCUCACCAACGCCCUCACCACGCUCUAUCUCAGCACCUCGCUGCUCCUCAUUCGCACCAUCUACCGCGUCGUCGAGUACUUUAGCAUCGACACGCUGCACUUUACCGACGGCGUCGACCCCAGCACCUUCAGCCCCAUCCUGCGCUACGAGUGGUUCUUUUACGUCUUUGAGGCUUCGCUGAUGUUCACAAACACCUGGCUCCUCAAUUUCCGCCACCCGCGCCGCUACUUGCCCAAGUCCACCAAGACGUACCUGUCCCGCGACGGCGUCACCGAAAUCACAGGCCCCGGCUACAAGGAGGAACGCAACUUCUUGAUGACCAUCAUCGACCCCUUUGACGUGAUUGGCCUGCUCCAGGGCCGCGACAAGAAGACGGCCUUUUGGGAGCAGCAGGACCAGCAGCUGCAGCAACAACAACAACAACAACGACAACAGCCGCACUCCUCGCACGGCGACAAGAUGCCGCUGGCUGCCAACGGCCGCCACGGUCCCAAGCCGAGCAACGAAGAGGAUCUGGAGGUCGGUCUGUGA
Molecule: messenger RNA, 1104 nt
Organism: Sporothrix brasiliensis 5110
Lineage: Eukaryota; Fungi; Ascomycota; Sordariomycetes; Ophiostomatales; Ophiostomataceae
Product: RTA1 domain protein
Exons: 2
Coding region: 1-1104 (367 amino acids)
Cellular component (GO): membrane
Source: RefSeq, a predicted model, not a curated record